CACCUACCUCCUUCCGCGACACGAACUGUGACUGCAGCCCCCAAACACUACAAGAGCUGUGAAACUUUGAGCUACGCUACGUAGUCCCGUUAAUUCUCUCGUCUCCAAUUUGUUCCUUGACCUUCCUUUUCUCAUCCACCAACAACGGUCGCAUUUCCUCGGAAGUAUCAUAAAGCGAGAAACAUGGAUCAGGAUGAUGCCGCGAGGCCCUCCCCGACUUCCUCUACCGGCAGCAGCAUCGACGGGCCUACCAUCCUCGUCUGCGAGGCCGAAACCAUACCGGGUAGCCGCAUUAUUAACGAGGGAACAGCCGACAUACGAGCAAGAAUUCGGGCAGUGUACGACUCUGGUGCGCCCAUAUUCACAAAGGAUGCAAUGCGCCGAGCGGCGCAGUCUUUCGACAGGAUCCUCCAGGGAUCUGACGAGACGGUGCCCGUUACCGGCCUCGAUGGCGUUACCAUCGAGUUUAAGUUUCCCCAUCGGGUUGAGGACCUUCUCCCGGGCGAGGCAAACGACGAAAGCAACUUUGAAUACACCAUGAGAGAGCCCUGCUUGCUCUACCGCACCGUGCACCAACUGAUAGGCACUGCCGGCUACGAAGACUGGCAAGUCAACAUUGUUUCCGCCUACCUUCCCUUCAGUAUCGGGUACGAGACCACCAAGCGCGACAAGCACACAAAGGAUGCCAUCUUCCCCUGGCCGGCCGUGUCGCAGGACCAGGUCGAGGCCCGGCUGGCUGCGCAGCGCCGGAAGUGGCAGGACAGCGAGACGUGCGCCCGCCUCGGAGCCCUCUUUGCCGGCCGGGCGGCCGUCCCCUUGCCUGAGGCAGUUGUCAUCAACAAGGUCGUGGCUUUCGCGUGCUCGUCUAUGGCGUGGGAUCUGGAAAACGGCGAAGGUUCGGUGAGAAGCGCGGCGCAGCAUGCGCUCGUGCUGGGCGUCGCGGAAUUGCUCGCGCAGCGGCGACAGCGGCAACAGCAGCAAGCUGGCAGUGUGGAUGACGGGCGGCUAAAGGAGGAGGUGGUUUGCUACGCGCAGGACCCUGUCUACCACCCUGCGGAUAAAGCUGUGUUAAGCGCGGCAGGGGUCGUGGUGCUGGACGAUCCCCGCGCGUUUCUCGAAGUCGACGAGACCAGUGUUGUCGUGUCGCCCUACCCGGACAUUCCCGUCAGGGAAGUCGUGGCGGAUAUUGCGAGGCCGGCGGUAAUGAUCUGGAAUCGCGUCACGGAUGAGUUGACGACUUCGCCGAUGACCGAUCCUGUUUCACCUCGCGUCACGGAUAUGAUUAGUCAGGACUAUCUCCAGCUGGAAUGCCCGCUCGAUGACGAGCCGUUCAGAGACAUGGCCGUCUAUGUCAGGAAGACCUGAUUCCGGCUAUCGGUUCGGCUCUUAUCCCUCACUAGAAGUCUUAACCUUACUUACCCACCUGAUCAUUGACACUGGCUGAAAGGGAAGACAAUAUAAUUAGACCCCAAAUUUCGGGCUUCUGGAGCUUGCCCGUUCUGAACCCUGGCGCGCCUAGACCGCCCUCGUGCCCUCUUCAUUGUGAAACGAAGGA
Messenger RNA from Thermothelomyces thermophilus ATCC 42464, 1555 nucleotides. RefSeq lists its product as uncharacterized. Lineage: Eukaryota; Fungi; Ascomycota; Sordariomycetes; Sordariales; Chaetomiaceae. The coding region runs from base 184 to 1365 and encodes 393 amino acids. The transcript has 3 exons. The record is from RefSeq and is a predicted model, not a curated record.